CACCGCCAAUAAUCUUCGGUCGCACGACAUUUUUCUUUUGAUGUUGCACGACGAUUCAACACAACAAGGCGGACAUCACACGUUCUCCUCGUCGUUUGAUCGCGUAUCGCCAGUCACUGUGCUCGUUCGUCAGCAAAACUCGCGUUCUCGAUACGUACUCUGCUGCGUGACGGCGUUUAAAGCAUAACAAUUAUAUUAUACACCGACGUAAGAUGGCCGGCGGAGUCAUACUGGAAAAUCUGAGCGGCAAGAAGCUGUUCGUGCUCGUGGCAUCGUUGCUAUUUUGCCAGUUGGCCAGCUUUUUGAUCGGCGGAAUCGUAGCUCCUCCUCCGUCCGCUACCGACAUGGUUUUGGCAACAAAAUGCUUGUACAAUGAUAGCAACCCUUGGUCGUACAUCAGAGGCAAUGGCAUGUGCCUUCCUCAUUACCUGGAUGUUUACAAGGAUAAUCCGGCCUCUAAUUCAAUGGCUAAUGAUAUUGUGUUUACCUUCCAAAUUCCUACUCCGCGAGAUGGCCUAAAAUUGGAUUAUUCUCGAUGGCAACAGAAUCUCAUUGGUGUUCUUAACUUUGACAUUGAAUAUCAUUCAGGCACCAAAAUGGAUCGUAAUCUUGAAUUAACAUUGGAUGCCAAGCUUGGUUAUAGCAAUAAAGGAGAUCGAGAUGGUGACUGGAAGUUAUAUGCUGCUUCUAUUGAAAAACGUAAUUUAGAUUGUGUUUCAGAAGAGAAAAUUGAUGGUCAUAAUUAUCAGUGUGGAUUAGUACCACUUUUUGAGCUUGGAUCAUUAUACCACGAUUAUUAUUUAAUCAAUAUAAAAAUUCCAGUUGAUGAACAGAGAGGAAUAAACACUGGUUUGGGUCAUUUAAAAGAUGUUUGGCUUGUGGUUAUUAAUCAAAAUGGCGGGUUUACUAGUGUUUGGCUUUACAUGAAAACAAUAUUUUUUCCAUUUAUUGUAGCAAUUAUGAUAUGGUUUUGGAACAGAGUUCACAUGUUAGCCCGUAAACCAGUUUUACUGGAAAAAAUGUUGAUGACAAUUGGAUUUGCACUCACACUUUUAAAUCUUCCUGCUGAGUUUUUGACAUUAUAUUAUGACAUGCCAUUCAUGUUGCUCUUGCAAGACAUACGACAAGGAAUAUUUUAUGCUGCAUUACUUUCUUUUUGGCUGAUUUUUGCUGGUGAACAUCUCAUGAUUCAGGAUUCUCAUCAGAAAAAUCUACGUACAUAUUGGAAACAUUUAAGUGCUGUUGCUGUUGGUUGUAUUUCUUUGUUUGUAUUUGACAUGUGUGAAAGAGGAGCACAAUUAAAGAAUCCCUUUUAUUCUAUUUGGGCAACUAAUACAGGCACCAAUUUAGCUUUAAGUUUCAUAAUAUUAGCGGCAAUAUCUGGUGGAUGUUACUUUUUAUUUUUAUCAUACAUGAUAUGGAAAGUGUUCUGCAAUAUCAGUGCUCGAAGAUCAGCAUUGCCAUCUAUGUCAAAUGCCAGGAGGUUACAUUACGAAGGGAGUAUUUAUAGAUUUAAGUUUUUAAUGAUAGCUACAUUAUUGUGUGCAGCUUUAACUGUAAUUGGAUUCAUAUUGGGCCAGGCUUCAGAAGGACAUUGGAAAUGGAACGAAACGAAUAAUCUCAAUUAUGCAUCUGCGUUUUUAAUCGGUGUUUAUGGAAUGUGGAAUAUAUAUAUAUUUGCUUUAAUUGUAUUGUAUUCUCCUUCUCACAAACACUGGCCUUCUGAAAUUGAUGUAAACAACAGUUCCAGUGAUACAAUUGAAUUUAGCCGUCUUCCUACAGAGCCUACAGAAAUGUCUUCUCUGGCAUCAUUCUCUAGGAAAUCUGCUUUUGACUGAUUAUUCAAACGCCAUGAUAUAUUCCUAAAUCCUAACUUUAAGUUUAAUAAUGAUGUUUUAUAAUGAUUUCCUCAUUCUUAAUGAUAGGUCUAUGAUAGACAAAUAUUGAAUAUCAACUAUUUUUUAAAACUCAAGACAUUUAACAGUAUUAUAUCGUAUUAUUGCAGUAUUAUAUUAUUUUUUUCAUAUAGUGUUC
Sipha flava (yellow sugarcane aphid) is the source of this 2034-nucleotide messenger RNA. RefSeq names its product protein wntless (gene wls). Lineage: Eukaryota; Metazoa; Arthropoda; Insecta; Hemiptera; Aphididae. Gene Ontology annotation, molecular function: Wnt-protein binding. Gene Ontology annotation, cellular component: endomembrane system; organelle membrane. The record is from RefSeq and is a predicted model, not a curated record. The transcript is spliced from 12 exons. Gene Ontology annotation, biological process: Wnt protein secretion; intracellular protein transport; Wnt signaling pathway. Bases 213 to 1838 code for a protein of 541 amino acids.